AUGAUACCUAAGCUAGCUACUAAUCUCUUGCACCUCAACGUGCAGCGAGCAGCAGCGGCUGUUCAGAACGGUGCUCUCAGGAGCUUACAAACUACUCAUCAUGGCGGUUCUCUCAACUGGGCCGGUGCUGGUUCUUCGAGCUCGGGAUGGGGCAGUACCGGCGGGGCCAAAUACAGUGGGAAGAUAUAUCAGGGAUACACAGGUGCUGGUCGGGCGAUCACCCACGCAAACGCUGGUCCCGAUGAGACUGAAGAUGCUCGUAUGAUGUCCCUCCAGCGCAGGGGAAUCACACCCCGCAGGGGCGGGCUGCAUCGCUGGCUCCCUCUUCUGCAGAUAUGCGCAUGCUCAACACUUUAUCGCUCGUUCCCAACGUCCAGACGGCUCGCGCCAAAACUCCACUGUUGCUCGCGAGCUCCCCCCAGAGCUCGAUCUUGCCGCCCAGGACGUGGACAUUCCUCCAUCCGCACCGGACUCCGCAAACGGAGCAAGUCCCUCUCGGCACUUCCCGAAAUGCAUGCAAGAGCGACAAGACAAGAAGUUGAAGGCGAGGGCGAGGGCGUCGAUGCCAAUAUGCGCGACUACGAUAGCUGGAGCAUUCUUCAUAAUUCCGAGGAUGCCGCGCAGAUACGUGCUGAGAUCCACAGGGUCCGUACUCAGGUCUAUCCCUUCGAUCUUCGAUCUCGAAAUCAGGAGAAGCCCCAAGGUAAAGGAAAGGCUCCCAUCCGUCGUGCACCUCAACCUAGUACCGCCUGGUUCAACGGCGCUCUCAAUGCUCUCUACCGCACAAGAAUUCCUGGUCAACCCGUUACCGAUGUCGUACGGCUAUACAAUGAUAUGCUUGCUCGUGGGGUACUUCCCGAUGCCAACACCUAUGCUAUUGUUAUCGCGGUUCUUUGCGAACGUGACUGGGAAGUCGUUCGUGCCCUUCAAGCUCUCGAUACCGAACGUAUUCGGGCCAGCAUCACAGUCGACGCCGAUCUCAAUCCCCCGGUACUCCCACUUAGUUCAUCGGAAAUUUUGACUUCGCCAGCACUUCAGGAGGCUUUGCCCCAUCACGCCGAGACCAUCCGGUUAUUGCGAGGAGAAAUCCACCUUCCUGCCGCCCUAGCUUUGUUCCACGCAGCGGCCAUCUUCCGGGGGUUCGCAAGGAACCUACCCUUCGCAACCUUUGCUAGGCUCCUGCGCGCAUGUGCUGCUCGAGGAGAACGCGGCGGUGCCGUUCGGGUCUGGGAAGUCCUGGAGAAACGCGAUACGCCCCACGGACCAAGUAAAGCCCAUUAUGUCCCCGCCGUCUUCCGGCAUUUAAUUGCAACCUACACAUCUGCGCGUGAUGUUGGUGGUGCGGAAGAAGUCUUCACGGAAUGGAUCAAGGCCGCUUCAAAAGGCGAGGUUAUGGGUGUCAGCGCAGGACUGAAUCUCCUUGGGUCGAGCUCGCGCGCAUCUAGUGACGAUACCGAGAGCGAAGAGGCUGCAAUCAUGGCUUCUAGCGGGGGAGAGCGGGAUGUCUGGGACGAGAUGGUGGUAGCGUAUGCAGUAUGCGGACAAGGCGCCCGCGCUGUUGAGCUCGUUGAGAGGAUGAUAGAUGGUCGAGAUGGCGCCCCUAAACCAACUGGCGCUACUUUCUCUCGUAUGAUCAAGGCGUUUUGCGAUUCCGGAGACGUAGGGACGGCUUAUGCUUGGUUUGAGCGUCUGCGUGCCAUGGGUGGCGCAUAUACUCCCAAUCUUUUUGCUUGGGCGCAUAUUAUAACCGCACUCGGCACGGGCGGUUAUGUUCGUGAAAUGAACGCCCUUGUCUCAAGCCUGGUUGGAGAUGUGUCUCCCACUGCGUACAAAGUGAGGCACGCUCAAGCCCGAGUCAUCGUAGAUGCAAAUAUGGUCACAAUUGAGCGCGGUGCCGCUCGAUUCCGCGCGGCCCGUUCAUCCCCAUCGAAUGCAGCUCAAUCUGCUCCCUCGAACUCGAAGCGCCCCAACCAUGCUGCCGACAUGGCCGUCACCGAGCCUGAGCGUCAGGCAAUUCUCGCCUCUGAAUCGGUUGAGUUCUUGUUCGAAACGAUACUGCCGCACCUCCCCGCGCUUUCGCACGGCCAUCAAUCCGGUAUCCUCAGGGAACUCGCCCAACGCCUCGUCGGACCGGGGACAAUCGGAGUCGUAUCCGACGACCGGGCGGUGAAUUUGGUCGUAGACCGAGCUCAGGCGGAGGUCGCCGCAGUUAAAGUAGCAGCCACAGGCGUGUUUGGAGAUCAACCCCAACAAAGUGUGUCUUACCAUCCCAACCAACCCGAGGACGUCAUGGCGAUCACCUCACGCGCUGCCGGUGCGGCGGUUCACGAACUCUUGACUGCGCUGUAUGCGGCUCGAAGGUUAGAGCUUGGCCAGCACGUGCGCUUGGCAAAGGCUUGGUGCGAGGUUACGGCUGGUGUGCCACAUCAUCUCCCGGCGCGCGGGAUCGUCGAUACUCUCUCCGGCUCCCAGAUCGAGUUGUCCGAAGAAGACUGGAAGCUCAUCGCCGAUGCAUUCGCAACAAGUUUACUGAACGAGGUCCCUGUCUCUGAUGCUGCCCUCGCUGCCCUCUCCAAGGGGCCUGUGCAUGCCAUGAACUGGAAGGACGUCGCCCGUGGUGCGGUCCAUGUACUCGGCCCUGAGCGAGCGCGCGCAGCUAUGGCCGAAAUGGGCCCCGAAGUCGUCGCAUUUAUCGAUUCGCUCGUAACACCUAGUCCGGUUGAAACUGGCUCGGUUGUUGGGUCCCCCGAGACUGGGUUCACGUCGGCCGAAGAGGAAACCGCCUAUCCUCGACCCGCAUAUAGUCCACAGGAGCAGUACCCACCCUUGCAGCCAUACCACAUCGACCCCCUUCAAAGCAAAUUCAUCGAUGAAUACAGUCUUCCUCGUGCAACCGUCACUCCUCUCGAUGCUUUUGCACGCUUCCAAGCCGGGAUGCACAUCGGACGACUUCCUGCCCCUGAGACAAUCGGACGGUUGAUCAACGCGCUCGGCCGACUCGGUGCAGUGGACAAGGUCCAAUUCUUAUAUUCAGCUGCACAACACGCGCUUUCAUGUUUGGAAAACGAAAAGGCAUGGCAAGCACAGGCCUGGUUCCAGAUUGAAGAUCAGAUGGUCAUUGCGCUCGCACAUGCUGAACGACCCGAAGCUGCGGCGAUUCACAAGUCGAGGAUCAUCGCUCAGGGUGGCUCUCCUUCGGCCGAUGCCUAUGGCGCUCUUAUUGCCGGGAUCAAGAACACCACCGACGAUGCACAUGUCGCCCGCGAACUAUUCGAAGAGGCACGGAAACUUGGUGUCCCCGCCAACAUCUUCUUGUACAACACCGUCAUCAGCAAGGCUGCUCGUGCACGCAAGGCCGAGUAUGCACUCGAGUUGUUCCACGAGAUGCGUGCGGCUGGGUUGCGCCCUACAAGUGUCACGUAUGGUGCCAUCAUUGGUGCCUGUUGCCGUGUUGGCGAUGCGGAGACAGCCUCGUACCUGUUUGCAGAGAUGUCGUCGAUGCCCAACUUCAAGCCGAGGGUUCCGCCUUACAACACCAUGAUGCAAUUCUUUGUUCACACCAAGCCGAACCGCGAACGAUGCUUGGACUACUACCAGGCGAUGCUCGAUGCUAGAGUACGCCCUAGUUCCCACACAUACAAGUUGUUGCUUGAUUGCUACGGUACGAUCGAGCCCGUCGACCUCAAUUCGAUGGAAGAUGUCUUCAAGCGCCUUCAACAAGACCGCUCAGUAUCUGUGCAAGGCGCCCAUUGGGCUGCUCUCAUCAAUGCGUAUGGUUGCGCCGCACAUGAUCUCGACCGUGCCCUCGCCAAAUUUGACAACAUUCCUGCACAUGCUCAGCCCGAUGCCGUCGCCUACGAGGCCUUGUUCAACGUCAUUGUUAUGCACCACCGAGUCGACCUUGUUCCACAAUACCUCGAACGCAUGAACAAUGCUGGUGUGCAUAUGACAGCGUAUAUCGCCAACUUGCUCAUCAAGGGCUAUGCGACCGCUGGACACUUGGAGCGUGCGCGUGGAGUGUUUGAUUCUAUGAUCGAUCCUCCUGUUGGCCUUGCAGCGGUGCACAACCAUCCUGGCCAUAGCGGACAAGACGGAAUCAAGCAUGACGUCCCUGUCCCAGUUGGCGCUCCAGUUUACAGAGAGCCUUCGACCUGGGAGGCUAUGGUUCGGGCCGAGCUUGGUGCUGGCCAGAAGGAACGGGCGGUGGUACUCCUGGAUAGGAUGGAGGAUAGGCGAGUAGACUUAUCUCUGAUGUCUGAGAAUCGGCAGCUAACUGGUUAUUCAGAAUGUUCCCUAUUGCUGUUACUUCACGCAUUCGUAGCAUCAUGGGCGACGACGGCUCGCUUGUUGAGCCACAACCUUCAUCGCCCGCUUAAACAAAAGUUCUUCGAUAAUUUUUCCCUUACUUCGUUUCGUGCAUUGAAGAUCUCCAGUGAUGUUUGA
Rhizoctonia solani is the source of this 4443-nucleotide messenger RNA. Its product is annotated as pentatricopeptide repeat-containing protein 5, mitochondrial. The record is from RefSeq and is a predicted model, not a curated record. NCBI's taxonomy places the organism in Eukaryota, Fungi, Basidiomycota, Agaricomycetes, Cantharellales, Ceratobasidiaceae. The coding region runs from base 1 to 4443 and encodes 1480 amino acids. Gene Ontology annotation, molecular function: protein binding. The transcript is spliced from 5 exons.